CUUGCGACUUAUUAUUAAACUGCAGCUAAUGUUACAUGGGCGGCUGGUUGCUGUGACACUAAGGGGACGCCGAACACACCUUUCCCCGGUGCUUUCGCAGGUUACACUGGAGCUGAAGUUUCGUGACAAUCAACAUGAUUCUUGAGCUGCCUUAGGAACCUUAGCUGUUUUCUGAAUUCAGCUGCGAAGAAUGAGCGGGGCUCAGUUUUCGAUGUCGGGCGAGGAGUAUUUGGCCCGACAUCAUGUCAUCACGUACCUGGAGGACGCUGUCAGUCAGCUGUUGGAACACAAGGAGGAAAACCCACGAGUCAACCCUGCCAAGUUCUUAAGCGACUAUUUCACCAGUGUUCACCGCGGGAACCACACCCUGUUCCGUGAGUACGAGUACAUCAAGGCCACGCCCCACAACAGAACCGCCUUCAUUCGCAUCUUCUGGAAGUGCUUCCGUCAGGUCGGCAAGAGUGGAGACCUGUUGAAUGCGAAGGAGUACCAGUCCCUGCUGUGCCUGCUGUGUCCUGACUUCCCAUUGGAGCUGGUACAGAAAACAGCCAGAAUAGUGCUGAUGGACGAUGCCAUGGAUUGCCUCAUGUCCUUCACUGAUUUCCUGUUUGCCUUUCAACUACAGUUUUACUAUGAUGAGUUUUUGUACACGGCGUCUGAGAUCUACACUAACAUCAUGUCUGCCACCCGCGGCAGCCGAGACGCCGUCGUGGUUCCCUCGGUUUCCCGCACCAAGGGGAAGCCCCCGCAGCUGUCGGACGGGCCAGACAGCGUGGAGUCAACGCAGUUCUUUGAAGCCGUGAAGAUGCUGUGUGAAACAUUCCAGUUUAGCCACCCCCCAGUAGACAUUCUUCGCGGGAUCUUGAUGUCUGCUCCCAGAGUAUCGUUUUACGGCUUCCUGAUGGCGCUGGCAAAACACGAGGGCAUCAAUUCAGCUGUUGGAAUUUUGCCACCAAAAGCACAAAUUCUGGAUGACACAGACCCUGACAUACAGAUUUCUAGUGCCAGGACCCCCAGACCCGUGUCUGCUGCUUCCAAGCCUGCCAGCUGAGGGACUGUUACCUGCUCACCCCUACUGUGGAAUGGUGUCCUCCAACUGGUUUCUAAAUGUGGAUUGAGCCAGGGAACGUGUAUAUAUGGAGACUUCAUUCUAUGUUUUGUUGCUGGACUUCAGGGAAUGAAAAAUACAUGAGUUCUCCAAACGUUAUUUUUAUUCCAUGAAUGUACAUAUACAUGUUUAUUAUAAAGCCUUAAAUGAAUGACAAAUGCACUGUUGUUUGUAAGCACCUGUGUGUAAUGUUCAUGUUGUGUUCUUGUCCAUUGUUGUUUGUAUUUACCUACCUGUAUGAAUUAUUAUCAUGUAUCUACUCAAUAAAAGUUGAAAUGCAUGAUGUCCACCAUAAGUUAUUGUAUAACAGGUGGAAAUAUUGAAUGUUCUAAAUUUUUUUGGAACUUUGGGCAUUAUAAAUGGUGAUGACUUUCAAUGUAAGCAGAU
Branchiostoma floridae (Florida lancelet) is the source of this 1495-nucleotide messenger RNA. Its product is annotated as UPF0705 protein C11orf49 homolog. The coding region runs from base 191 to 1051 and encodes 286 amino acids. The record is from RefSeq and is a predicted model, not a curated record. The transcript has 9 exons. NCBI's taxonomy places the organism in Eukaryota, Metazoa, Chordata, Leptocardii, Amphioxiformes, Branchiostomatidae.